Molecule: messenger RNA, 932 nt
Organism: Rosa rugosa (rugosa rose)
Lineage: Eukaryota; Viridiplantae; Streptophyta; Magnoliopsida; Rosales; Rosaceae
Exons: 8
Coding region: 505-828 (107 amino acids)
Source: RefSeq, a predicted model, not a curated record
AAAAGCUUUCGUGUCUCUGUUCUUCGCUUCACAGUUGUGUGUCUCUCUUGCUUUGACACCUGGGGUGCUGCUCAGCAAUCGUGUCUAUGAAUCUAUGAUACCUCACUCCACCGAGAGGUAGAUAGACAGAGAGCUUCAGUUUGAGAGAGAAAUAGCGCGAGAGAAAGAGAGAGUGAGAGAGAGAGAGAGAGCUCCAAGCUGCGUUCUAUCUAUCUGGGGAUAGAGAGAGAGAGUUUGAGACUGAAGAAGAGGGAGACGGGAAGAAGUUGAUGGUCGAUUCGAACAGAAAUUGAGUGAACUGAUCAUCGUCCUGAGUUUGGCUUUGAUAGUUUAUUCUAAUCGAUUGCCAUUUAAAGUGGUCUGUGCUUUGGGUUCAUCUGUUUCUUUUGCAUUGCCUUUGUUAUAGAUUUUGUGUUCACAUCGAACAGAGCCUGCAACGGCACGAAUGGGUUUUCUUCUCUGAAUUUCUUGACUGCCAAUUCUAAUCCCCUUAACAGUGGUUUUAUGCAAAGGAGUAUCUGGAUUGUUCUUUUGCCGCUGUUUCUGGUUUUGUUAAUUGCUGUUAGUUGGGUGUCCUGUUGUGAUUCAGCAGAUAUUGGGAACAGUGUGCGAUCAAAUUUUGGAAGUGCUUUGAAUUCAGUCUAUAAAAGGUCAAGCACUAAGAUACGAAAGAGAAGACAACAAAUCAGUUUGGGUUCGUUCUGGAAAAGACCGGUUAAGGAGCUUGAUGAUGCAGCAGUCAAAGUUCAGAAAGUUUUGUAUAUCGAACUCGAAGAAACCUUGCAGAUCGUGCAGUGGUGGCUGAGGAGGUUCUCCAGCUGGGACUAAAGAGCUAUGAUUCUGCAGCUCUCAAGCAGAGUUCUGUGACAUUCUUCGAUGUUGAGAAGCCGGAAACUGCCUCUUUGUGGUGGGCAAGGGCUAGGACUAGGCUG